CAGAGCUGCGGCGGCGACGCGAAGCGGGCCUGAAGCCGGCGAGGCCGAACGAAGCCAGGCUCGUAAAGCAGAGGCGGCCGCCAAGGCCUUGCGCGACGGGAUGGCUUCCGUGAUCACUGAACCUUCCUCCUGUGAUACUUUUGUGGCUCUGCCUCCAGCCACAACUGGCAGCAGGAUCAUCUUUGGAAAAAAUUCAGAUAGGCCCUCAGAUGAAGUCCAGGAGAUUGUGUACUUCCCUGCUGCAAGUCAUGGCCCAGGAGAAAAAGUUGAGUGUACUUAUAUAGAAAUUGAACAAGCACCAGAAACUUAUGCAGUUGUUCUGAGUCGCCCCUCCUGGCUCUGGGGUGCUGAAAUGGGGGCCAAUGAGCAUGGAGUCUGCAUUGGGAAUGAAGCGGUGUGGGGAAAGGAGGAAGUCUGUGAUGAUGAAGCCCUCCUAGGCAUGGAUCUUGUCAGGCUUGGACUGGAAAGAGCUAAUACCGCAGAAAAAGCUGUUGGUGUCAUUGUUGAUUUGCUGGACAAGUAUGGUCAAGGUGGAAACUGUAUGGAGAGUCAUAUGGCAUUUACAUACCAUAAUAGUUUUCUGAUAGCAGACAGAAAGGAAGCUUGGAUACUGGAAACCUCUGGAAAGUAUUGGGCUGCAGAGAAAGUAGAAGAAGGAGUGCGGAAUAUUUCCAAUCAGCUAUCAAUAACAACCAAGAUUGAGCGUGAGCAUCUGGAAAUAAGGAAUUAUGCUAUAAGCAAAGGCUGGUGGGAUGGAAAAAAAGAAUUUGAUUUUGCUGCUACCUAUUCAUACGUGAAUACUGCCAGGAUGACUACUACCAGAGGCAGAUACUGUGAAGGCUAUAAACUACUGAAGAAACAUGAAGGCACAAUAACAGCUGAGACAAUGAUGACAAUCCUUCGGGAUAAAGAGACUGGCAUUAAUAUGGAAGGAGGCUUUAUGACCACUGGAAGCAUGGUUUCCAUACUUCCUCAGGAACCCAGCCUCCCUUGCAUUCAUUUCUUCACUGGAACUCCAGACCCCGACAGGUCUGUCUUUAAACCUUUCAUUUUUGUGCCAAAUAUUACGCAGUUGCUAAAAACCAGCUCUCCAGUGUUUGGUCCCGAGGAUCCAGUUAAAAAACAACCACGAUUUCAGACAAAGCCAGACAGAAGACACGAACUCUACAGAAAACAUGAAAGUGCAGCUCUCAUGAUGGAGUCUUCUAAGGAAAAGGGGGACAUGAUAUUGGAACAGAUCCGAAAGUUGGAGAAAGAGAAGAUUAAGGAAAUGGAGCAUAUUCUACAGAACGGAAGCCUUGAUGCUGAUCAAGCAGUUAAUCUUUUCUCAAACUGCACAGAAGAUGAAAUCCAGGCAUAUGCGUAAGAUGAUACUGGCACUACCACCACCUUCUGCCCAGGCUGGUAGGGUUGUGGAUAUGGGACUUCUGCCAGAAUUUUCUUCCAUCCCCCAUUGGAUUGCUUUACUAUAAUAAUAUAUGCACUGUGAAAUUUCAAGGGGGCAGCAAGUGUGAAACUUCCCAGCUGAAGCAAUACAGUUGUAAUUUCUCAGUAUUUAAAUGUGGAAGGGCCUAUUCUAGCAUGGUUUUCUCUCUUAACUCAGAGAAAGUCGAUAAUGUGAAAAAUACUGCUUUCACUUUAUAGUUUGAUAUUUUAUUAAUAUAUUGACCCUCAAUAUGCUUUCUAGUGCAGUCUGCUUACUUGAAGUUAGAAGUCCUGCCACUUCAAGUUCCCUAUGCAGUGGUACCUC
Molecule: messenger RNA, 1750 nt
Organism: Lacerta agilis (Sand lizard)
Lineage: Eukaryota; Metazoa; Chordata; Lepidosauria; Squamata; Lacertidae
Gene: SCRN3
Product: secernin 3
Exons: 9
Coding region: 101-1366 (421 amino acids)
Biological process (GO): proteolysis
Molecular function (GO): cysteine-type exopeptidase activity; dipeptidase activity
Source: RefSeq, a predicted model, not a curated record